Molecule: messenger RNA, 3440 nt
Organism: Patiria miniata (bat star)
Lineage: Eukaryota; Metazoa; Echinodermata; Asteroidea; Valvatida; Asterinidae
Product: vesicle-associated membrane protein 7-like
Exons: 8
Coding region: 150-806 (218 amino acids)
Biological process (GO): vesicle fusion; exocytosis
Cellular component (GO): SNARE complex; membrane
Molecular function (GO): SNARE binding; SNAP receptor activity
Source: RefSeq, a predicted model, not a curated record
GAACCACUAUCAUUUCUUUGUUUCUAACAUAAAGAGUAGUUGAAGCGGACGACAAUAAAGAUCGGCGACACAGAAGAGUCCAAAGUGUUUCUUAAUCUUAUCAACGUAGUUGAUCCUGAGAGUUGAAUCCAGAGUGUCGUGCUGUCAAGAUGCCUGUACUGUACGCCACCGUGGCCCGGGGCACCACCGUGCUGGUCAACUACGCGGCCUGUCAGGGCAACUUCACCGAAGUCACUGACCAGAUCCUGCCCAAGGUCCCCCCAGAGAACACCAAGCUGACCUACUCCCACGAUAACUAUCUGUUCCAUUACACCUCCGAGGACAAGAUUGUCUACUUGUGCAUCACAGAUGAUGAAUUUGAAAGAUCACGAGCCUUCAUGUUUCUUAGAGAAAUUAAAAGAAAGUUUCAAACAACUUACGGAGCACGAGCCUACACGGCACUUCCGUUUGCGAUGAACAGCGAGUUCUCCCCAAUUCUAGCGAAUGAAAUGCGACACUAUUCAGAGGAGACCCCCAUUGAUAGACUGGGCAGUGUACAGGCUGAUGUGGACGACUUGAAUCGCAUAAUGGUCAGAAAUAUCGAAUCACUUUCCAACAGAGGAGAAAGGUUGGAGCUUUUGAUUGACAAAACAGAAAAUCUGGAAACAACAUCGCUGACUUUCAGGAAAAGCAGCAAAACGCUGGCACGAUCCAUGUGCAUCAAGAACUGCAAACUAACAGUCAUUCUGGUGGUUGUAAUAACACUUAUUAUUUACUUCAUCGUAUCGGCUGCCUGUGGAGGACUAGCUUGGCCACAUUGCGUCUGAUAAUCAAGAAUGCACAUCAUUCUAAUGCAUCUCAUUCGCAUCUCAUUAAAUGCCGACUGCUUGAAGACAGUACUGGGAAAAAACCAAAACAGGCCACACCUUCUUAUGAAUAAUGCAUUAUAUUGAAGAAGCUUUCAUAUUGAUGGACAUGAACUACAUGCGCCAAAAGGUGUUUUUCAAGAUGUGUGUUUACACAGAAGUUUAGCAGUGACAACAAGAUGCUUAGUGCUAAAUAUGCUAAGUGUUUCUCAAAAAUAAAUGCAGCUUAAUAGACUACGAAAAAUUGCUGAAUUAUUUGACAACAUCUCAGUCACUUUGAAUAAAGAAGAAUGCGUCUUCAACCUGGGAUGUAGAACCAGCGUGUUGGCGAUACAUGUGCCUUUGUUUUGAGGACACAAGACAAGGGAGAGCAGAGAGAUUGGAACCACCGUCUCUUCAAUCACAAAUUGUGGAUGCACCAUCGCUGCACAAAAAUCCAAAUUUUACAAAACCUUGCUUUUGUCUGCAGCUUCGCCUUUUGGUUUUGUCUCUCUGACUUUGGAGAAUGUGGCUCCGGAUAGGUCCAUUUUCUGCUGUAGGAAAUACUAAAUUCUGCAAUGUGAGGUCAAGUGUGCAAUCCUUAAGCUGCUGAUCAAACUAAAGCUGGAAACAAUGCCUGAGUUUCUAAAAUGUCAUUAGAAACAUUUUAGGAACACAUACUUCAAUGGAGUUUGAGUGGGUGGUUUUCCUGGUCUUGCUGUAGCUAGCUGUACGUGAAAUUUGGUCUCAUCCAGAUUAACACAUUGCAGGAAGUGACAGUUUCAAUUUCUGUACAGUUCCGUCUACACAACAGUAAAGGCGUGAUGUAUUAGUUUCCAAUGUUGGUCAUAUCUAUAAACUAUUGUACAUAUUUGAUUUUCUUAAUCGAGCUCAAAGCAUUCAACCAAGACGAUGACACGGACAGUGGUUGGCAUAACCAGUGUGUCAUUCUUAUAUCGAAUCCGAAAACCAAGCUACAUGUUAAGCAUAAAUUUAAGUUGAUCUUGAACAAACAAUGAAUUCUUCUUGUGUACAAAACAAUUUGUGAGAAUACAAAAUAAAGUUCAUACCUAACCACUAGGUAAUAAAUAUUUACUGGGUGAAAAAUGGUGGAUUUGGUGAUGUGAAAAAUUGGUUUUGCACCAAAAUUUUUCCAACUUGGCAAGGUGAUGUCCAAGUGACUUGUGCAAAAUGUCUAUGAAAUGGAAAGAAGUGAAAAUGAAUGUUGUUUGCAUCAUCUUGUACUCGCUGAACAAAACAAAAAUCCCUCAAGUGUUUAUAUCCAUCAUAACUGUUCUGGAAAGGCAGAACUUCCUUUGAAGAUGUGUGUAAAUCAAGCUCGGUGCUGGAUGAUUUAAACAUGUCCAUUUUGUCGAGUCAACCCUCAAAAUGGGUGCAAAUGCAGUAUAACAUUCCAUUUGUAGAAAAUAUAAUACGUAAAUUAAAAGUAACACAUUUCAUGGUAAAUAAAAGGCAAAUAAAGUGAAAAGGAUUAGUCCAACUUAGUUUCCUUAAGGUGAAAGAAAUUUCUAAAAAUACCGGGGGAUCUGAUUGGUUUCAAAGUAAUCUGUACACCAACUACAUGGUUACUAUACAAUUAAGUACAAUUUGUAUACAUCAGAAUUGUGUUUUGUUUUUUUCAAUGGCAAUUUAAGUUAAGAACUUGUUGCCAAUUUUUCAGUGUUGAAUGUUUGAAAAUCUGCAACUGAUAUAUUUGGAUGUUCAUAAAAAAAGGGACUUUUUGUUUUAGAAUUAUUUUUCUUGUACACAGUGAUAGAAACUUCUUACACAAUGCAAGAGAUUUACAUGUAUUUUAUAUCUUAUUUAUAGCCUUGUAUAAACGGCUCACAAUUUAUAUCCCAAAAUAUUAUGGCCCUGAAAAUUAUGUAACUUCCUACUUCAAUAUACAGAUUUACCAGCAGAAAGAUUUGUCAGAUGUGCUUGAUCAUAAGUGCAAAGCCAUUAAAUUUGGCACACAUUUUGAGAAGACUCAUUAAAUGUUAAAAGCUGAGAAUGUCGUUUUCUUCUACUUCAGAUGUUUACAGUUUUUAGUUCUAAUUGAAGAGGUUUUAUUUGACCUUUGUACAGUAUAAACUAUGGUAAUUGGUGCUUUUUCAGCCCAGAAAAAUUUAAGUUAUGAGACUAGAAAUGUUUAUUUUUCUAUUCCUGCGUUAGUACAAUUCUUUCAGUAUGAUAUUGUAUUAGCUUAAAAUUGUAAAUAAGAUUUUAUAAUCCGUGAAACAUUUUGCAUCAAUUGCUGAACAAGAUAUAUAACAUGGCUGCUACUCACAUAAAGUGAAGAAAGUGUAGAUUGAGCAUUAAUUUGUAAUACUUUCUGUAGAGUUUGCGUCACUCUUCGAAUGACCCGACUGCAAAUUUGUUUGAAAAGAAACUUCGAGCAAGAAUUACUCUCAGAAAGAAAAUGUGUAAAACACAAAAUGUAUGUCCUGUCUAUUUUACAUUAUAUAUUGUUUAAAGAUGUUUCAUUCGCACUACAUGUAGUGACAAAAAUAUUGGGUUUUUUAAUUUAUGAUUUUGGUUUUCUACGGGCUAUAUUGAAAGUGCAUUCAAUAAAAGUGCCUGACCCAAGUCAUGCAGGUUGAGCUCAGAUACAAA